AUGUAUUCAAUAAACUUACAGGCACUCCUGUCUUUCCUCCUUCUUGUGCUUCCUGUCCUCUCAUAUGGCAGGAAUCCUCCAGGCAACAAUGCCAUCCUUCUCUCUAAUGUGCAGACGUUGACUCUGCGCGGGAAUCGCCUCACAACCUCUCGUCGUGUGGAUCCCAUUCCCCAGUUAAAAUGCACCGGGCCAUCUAAGAGGAUAUGUGACCUAUAUCCCAUUGAUGUAAUGCGGUGCACCAACGCAGGCUACGACUAUGAUGAAGAAGACGUCCAGUGGACCUGUACCGCAUCACUCCCCCAAGAGUUCAAGCUUGGCUCAACAGAUGUUGUCUGCGAGGGAUACCGAAAUGCAGAUGACAAGUGGGUACUGAAAGGCAGCUGUGGUGUAGAGUACCGACUCUUGUUGACGGAACUUGGGGAACGGAAAUUUGGACGUCGAUAUGUGGAGCAUGUUGCGGUUCGCGAGGAAACCGAAGAGGCCGUUCUCCUGGUCGUGGGUUUGGUGGUGGUGGAGGAGGAGGAGGAGGAGGUGGAGGUCCAUAUCCUGGGCCUCCACCACCAUAUAGCAGCUGCCCGGAUAGUAGUUCUUUCGCGUCGGCGCCUGCUGGACAGGGCUGGAGGCCCGGCUUCUGGACAGGUGCCCUGGGUGGUGCUGCGGCUGGCUAUCAAUAUGGAAGCAGAAAUCGCCGCGAAUAUCCUUCUGCUAGCCGACGAACGACCUCCUUCGGCAGAUGGAAUGAUGCAAAUGAUCCUGGCGAAGGCAGCUCGCGGUCUCGUUCUCCUCGGUUCUCGACUCCGACUACAAGUACAGGGUUUGGUUCCACAAGGCGUCGGUGAUAUGGGACAAGAUGUAUCUUAG
Molecule: messenger RNA, 861 nt
Organism: Aspergillus nomiae NRRL 13137
Lineage: Eukaryota; Fungi; Ascomycota; Eurotiomycetes; Eurotiales; Aspergillaceae
Product: DUF1183 domain protein
Exons: 2
Coding region: 1-861 (286 amino acids)
Biological process (GO): regulation of store-operated calcium entry
Cellular component (GO): endoplasmic reticulum membrane
Source: RefSeq, a predicted model, not a curated record